This is a messenger RNA of Pseudomassariella vexata, 525 nucleotides long. RefSeq lists its product as uncharacterized. The transcript is spliced from 5 exons. NCBI's taxonomy places the organism in Eukaryota, Fungi, Ascomycota, Sordariomycetes, Amphisphaeriales, Pseudomassariaceae. The record is from RefSeq and is a predicted model, not a curated record. The coding region runs from base 1 to 525 and encodes 174 amino acids.
AUGGCUUUGGGAACCAUCGAUGGCAGAAGCUUUGCUGUAGGCAGGAAGCUCUCCGAAGGUCCAGGGUGGCCGGGUGCACAACUGGCAAGCUUAAGAAAUUGUGUGAACCACAACAUGGAUAGUCCAGGUUUCCGUAUGUCUCAGGUUGUCGAGACGUAUACAAUAUUCAGCGCAGUAAAGUUGGAAACUAACCUUACACAGACUGGCGGUGAAGAUAUCGCUUUGCAAAUUGCGGCGGGCAAACAUCUAGUGCCCUUGCCGUGGAGUGCUGCCCAAGCGAGACCUAAGCCACGGCUGCUGGAGAAGGCCGUUCGUGACAGGAGAGACCACCGGAUGGCUGUGCGGAUAAUUCAGGAGCAAAGCAGCUUUUGCGAACAAGUACUCAAAUUACUUGAUCCCACCAUGGUAGCCGUCUAUGACUAUUUGGUCGACUGCUGCCUUGAUCACAACGGUAUUCAACAAGGGCACAACCUCUUCCAAGUUGCGUUAGAAAGGAUGUGCGAUAUCCUUGAAUGUCCUGUAUAA